This is a messenger RNA of Aspergillus ibericus CBS 121593, 464 nucleotides long. RefSeq lists its product as uncharacterized. The record is from RefSeq and is a predicted model, not a curated record. Bases 116 to 415 code for a protein of 99 amino acids. NCBI's taxonomy places the organism in Eukaryota, Fungi, Ascomycota, Eurotiomycetes, Eurotiales, Aspergillaceae. The transcript has a single exon.
UAUAAGAUCCCCCACGAUCUCGCGACCCCUCACUCACUUCAUCUCGCUCAACAUCUCAAUCUACUCUCACAAACCACAUCCAUCUUCUAUAACCACUCCUUCCACAUCACUCAACAUGGGUCUCUUCCACCACCACCACGAGCACGGUAACCAGCACGGCCCCGGCGGCCCUGGUGGUCCCCACGGCGGUCCUGGAGGUCCUGGUGGUCCUCACGGUGGCGGUCCCGGUGGCCCUGGUGGCCCUCACGGCGGCGGCCCUGGUGGCGGCUUCGGUGGUCACCAGGAAGGUCCUGGCGGUCACGGUGGCCCUCACGGCGGUGGUCCCCACGGCGGCGGUCCCGGUGGUCCUGGCGGUCCUCACGGCGGCGGUCCUGGUGGCCCUGGUGGCCCUCACGGAGGUCCUGGCCGUUGGUAGAGCCCUGUCGGAACGCAAGUCGAGGUAUGAUUACUCCUCCCAAUGAUGG